CACUGCAGCACCUGAGCUUGGAAGAACGCCUCUUCAAUCAGAUCCUAAUAAGCAGGGGCUGAUUGGGAGUAGAGACGGCUGAGGAAUGGCUCCCUCCUUGGGCAAGGCAAUUGGGCACAUUCUAGGACGCAUCAACACUCAGCGCUGUGCUUGCGGGUCUGUGAAGAGCACCCUCAGGUUUAUCAGCCUCCCAGCGGAUGCUGCCCCUCUAGCGGCAGCCACACGCCUUUUCUCGGGCCAUACCAAUCACAGCAUUGAACCCUCACAACAGCUUUUUAAUAGAGGGGCCGCGCAGCUUUUGCUUGCAUCAGAAGCACAGCCCAACGGUUCAGCUGAGACCCGUAGGAGCUGGUUUGGCUCGGUGGCCCUUCUCGGAUUGUUGAGCAGCUACGCCAUACAAUACGGGGGCAAUGCUGCAUGGGCGGAAGAACAGGAGUAUGCGGAGCGGCGAGAAGAGGAGGGGGCCAGCUACGGGACUUUCUCUGAAGCGCUGCACAGAAAGUUGGUGGAGAUUGUUGGGGAAGACAACGUGGAGACAGACCUGGAGGAGAGGAAGACGCGGGGCAAGCCAUGGAACACAUACCACGUGUUGAAGGGCUUUCCAGACGCGGUUGUUUUCCCGCAGUCCACUGAAGAGGUGUCCCAAAUUGUCAAAGCCUGCGCCGCUGAAAAGGUCCCGCUUGUGCCGUUUGGCGGCGGAACGUCGCUCGAAGGCCACACCAUGACUCCUCAUAAAGGAGUCAGCUUAGACUUUUCCAAAAUGAAGGGGAUCAAGCAACUGAACACCCGCGACAUGGACGUCAUUGUCGAGCCGGGCAUUGGGUGGGUUGAGCUGAACGAGUACCUGAAGCCGCUCGGCUUCUUCUUCCCACUCGAUCCCGGCCCCGGGGCUUCUAUUGGCGGCAUGUGCGCCACCCGUUGUUCAGGAUCACUGGCCGUUAGGUAUGGUACAAUGCGGGACAACGUCAUCUCCAUGAAAGCAGUGUUGGCCAACGGUGACGUCGUCAAAACGUCAGCCAGGAGUCGAAAGAGCGCCGCAGGGUACGACUUGACGCGGUUGAUCAUUGGCAGCGAAGGGACUCUAGCGGUCAUUACCGAGGUCACUCUGCGUCUUCAAAGGAUACCAGAAGCGACAGCGGUCGCCAUGUGUACCUUUCCAACGAUCAAAGACGCGGCCGACGCCUCCAUCGCGGCCAUGCACUCGGGAAUCCAGGUGUCGCGCGUGGAGAUGCUGGACGAGGUCAUGAUGAGGGGCAUUAAUGAGGCGACGGGCCGGACGCUCCCCGAGAAGCCGACGCUCAUGUUCGAGUUUGUCGGCUCUCAGGCGUCUGUAAUAGAGCAGGCUCAGCGCGUAGAAAAGCUGUCCAAGGGUUGUCGAGGGAGCGACUUCGUCUACACGCAAGAUGCGGACGAGAAAGAGGAGCUGUGGCGCGUCCGAAAGGAGGCGUUCUGGUCCACGUUCACACUGCGGCCGGGGGCAGAGGCCAUGGUCACGGACGUGUGCGUUCCGCUUUCGAAGCUCGCGGACAGCAUCGCCGAAACGAAGGUGGAGUUGGAGGCGUCGUCACUUGUCUGUCCUAUCUUGUCGCACGCGGGUGACGGCAACUACCACGUCAUUAUUUUGUUCGACCCCGCGGACCCGCGCGAGGUGGCGGAGGCCAACCAGCUGGCCAAGGACAUGGUGCACCGGGCCAUCGCCGCGGAAGGAAGCUGCACUGGCGAGCACGGCAUCGGCCUAGGAAAGAUGAAGUUUUUGGAAGAGGAGCUUGGGCCAGAGGCGAUCGCGACCAUGGGCAAGAUCAAGAAGGCCCUCGACCCGGACAACAUUCUGAACCCCGGGAAGAUCAUCCCGUCGCAGUUCUGCCAUUAGAAUUUAGAAACGGCAGCCGUCUUGAGACUAUGCCUGCAUGGAUGCUGUGUUUUGUACUGUCUUUAUUAUGUGCCGCGAGGUAUGAUUGACACAAUCUUCCUCAGCAAUAUGUCGUG
Klebsormidium nitens is the source of this 1986-nucleotide messenger RNA. NCBI's taxonomy places the organism in Eukaryota, Viridiplantae, Streptophyta, Klebsormidiophyceae, Klebsormidiales, Klebsormidiaceae. The record is from the annotation of a GenBank genome assembly.